Messenger RNA from Didymella exigua CBS 183.55, 1141 nucleotides. RefSeq lists its product as uncharacterized. The transcript has a single exon. The record is from RefSeq and is a predicted model, not a curated record. Bases 133 to 930 code for a protein of 265 amino acids. NCBI's taxonomy places the organism in Eukaryota, Fungi, Ascomycota, Dothideomycetes, Pleosporales, Didymellaceae.
CUCAACUCCGCAUCAAAACUACUCUCCUUUCAAUAUCGCCAUGGCAUAAUCAAAUAUCGUCUCUGGCUUGUCUCUAGACUCCAGAAAGCCCACAAGCCCACCCAUAACCUGCCAACCGACACAUUGCCCACCAUGGCAGACACCGACCCCAAGCAAGAGCCCUCGGUCGCAGAGCUCAAAGAAAUCGCCCAGAAUGCAGACGCCCCCGAAGAUAAACUCCAGGCCGCCGCCGCACAAGCCGAAGCCGCCCUGUCCAGCUACAAAACCGCGUCCUCCCUCCGCGAAGCCGCAGAUGCCAUCCGCGACCCCGCCAAGCGCGAGAAAUACCUCCGCGACGCGUACAACAAGGAAAUCGAGGCCCACGGCAACAGCAAAAAGGCGCGUAUGCUGCAGUCCGGGGCGUUCCAGGGGACGGUUGGCGGCGCGGGUAUUGGUGCUGUUGUUGCGGGCGGCUUGGGUACGGUGGUUGGAACGGUUGUUGGGACGGUGACGGCGGUCCCUGCAACGGCGGUUGGGGGGCUGGUGGGUGCGGGCGUUGGGCUGGGGCAUGGAAGUUGGAUCAAGUUGGGGAAGUUGGGGGAGGGGAAGCAUGGGAAGAAGUGCGAGGAGAAGGCUGAGGCUGGAGAUGAGAAUAAGGAGAAUGAGGGCGGUGAAGCGCAGCAUGAGAAGAAGGUUGAUGUCGACGACGCUGUGCCAAAUCCAGAUAUGCUGAGGCAGGCUGCUGAGGAUAUCAAGAAGGAAAGAGAGAAGGGGAACUUGGAUCCAGAAGGGACUGGUGAUGCUGAGAUGAAAGAGCGGGGGAAGCCCAGGAAGCUGAGUAGGCAGGCCAGCGAGGCAGGGAAAGAAGAACAGACGGAAUCACCGAAGUCAGAGAAGAAGAAGCCGCGGAAGAUCGAAGUACGAAGCAAGCCGGAGGCUGCGGCGGCAUAAGAGCGUCGGCGCAUUUCCUUGUACGUCUUUCACAUCCUGCAUAUAGCGUUGCAUUGUAUCCAUGAUCCUUCCUAUGUUCAAUCUAUUUUACCCCUGCGUACAGCAUUACAACAAUAUAAUAGCAAAAGCUAGAAAGCAAAACUCUCAGACAUGUUAUGUAACCACGUGGCUUCGAUCACAUGAUGUCCUAUUGUAGCAGGUACUGCCCGGU